AUGGCAGAGAUUGGGGAAGCGGCCCAGGACCGGCUGUCCCCGGGCCUAGGGAGGACUGGCAACCACCGAGAUGCAUCUCCCCGGGGCGCCUGGAGAGGCCCCGGAAGUAGCGGGGGGCUCCGCCGGGAGUCGGUGACACACUUCCGGCCUAGGCGCGCCCCGGGGAGAGUCCGCACAUGCCGGAGAAAGGUGCGUUCGGCCCUGAGCGCCCCGAGGCGCGGCAGUGACGCCGAGGCCGCAGCCUGGGUGAUGGCUGCGAGGUCCAGGGACGCCGCGUCGCCCCUGCGUGACGGACUUUUGACAGUGAAGGUGGAGGAAAACUCACCCGGAGGUCGAGAGCACCACCCGCCCAGGGCCUGCGAGGGCCCGGAAACUUCUCGACAGCGCUUUAGGCAGUUGCGUUACCAGGAGGUGGCUGGACCGGAAGAAGCGCUGAACCGACUCCGAGAACUUUGUCGUCGGUGGCUGAGGCCCGAGAUGCACUCGAAGGAGCAGAUCCUGGAGCUGCUGGUGCUGGAGCAGUUCCUGACCAUCCUGCCCGAGGAACUGCAGUCCUGGGUGCGGGAGCACUGCCCGGAGAGCGGGGAGGAGGCUGUGGCCGCGGUGCGGGCUCUUCAGAGAGCGCUUGGUGGGACCUCGCCCCAGGGGAUGGUGACAUUUGAGGACGUGGCUGUGGCUCUAACCUGGGAGGAAUGGGAGCAUCUGGACCCAGCUCGGAAAGACUUCUGCAAGGAGAGCACACAGAAGGAAUGUGGGACCACAGUCCCGCCCAGUUUGGAGAGCACACCUGAGAACAAACAGCUGAUUCUAAAGCAAGAGAUAUUAGAAGAAGCUGAGCCACAGGGGUGGCUACAAGAAGUGUUGCAGGGGAAGCCCCGCCUGUUUUCUGAGCAUGGUGAUACCCAUGAGGACAGGCUAGAAAAGCAAUCAAGAAACCCCUCAACACUGAAACUUGAAAAUUCUCCUGAAGAGCAAGGACUCACCAGCAUCUUAGAUCUCAACAAGAAUGGUUCCACAGAAGGGAGAGACUCUAAAAAUAAUGAAUCUGGGAACGGUGCCAGAUAUUCCAACUUUGUUCUUUGUCAGCACAUUCAGAAAGCACAGGGGCCCAUUGAUGGUGAUGAACAUGGGAACAAAUGCAAACAGAGUUUAGAUAUGGUGAGACAUCAUGUGGUGAAACCUCACAAGUCUACUGACAGUGGAGAAAAUGCCCAUCGUUCUAGGCUAUCUGAGACCCAGAGGUGGUUCCGUGAAGAAAGACCUUAUAAAUGUGACAACUGUGAGAAGAGUUUCAAACAACGUUCUGACCUCUUUAAACACCAUAGAAUCCACACAGGUGAGAAACCCUAUGAAUGCCAAGAAUGUGGGAAAAGCUUCAGUCAGAGUGCUGCCCUGAUUAAACACCAGAGGACACACACAGGUGAGAAGCCUUAUACCUGUCCAAAAUGUGGGGAACGUUUUAGACAGAGUUCACAUCUAAAUCGGCAUCAAAGAACUCACAAUGGAGAGAAAUAUUAUAAAUGUGAGGAAUGUGGGGAAAGCUGCCAUAUUUCCAACCUUUUUAGACAUCAGAGACUGCAUAAAGGGGAAAGACCCUAUAAGUGUGAAGAAUGUGAGAAGAGCUUCAAGCAGCGCUCUGACCUCUUUAAACAUCAAAGAAUACACACUGGAGAGAAGCCUUAUGGAUGUUCUGUCUGUGGGAAAAGCUUCAGUCAGAGUGCAACCCUCAUUAAACACCAGAGAACUCACACUGGAGAAAAACCUUAUAAAUGUCUUCAAUGUGGGGAAAGAUUUAGACAAAGUACACACCUUAUCCGACACCAAAGAAUACAUCAAAAUAAAGUCCCAUCAUUUUGAUAUGCUUCUGCA
This is a messenger RNA of Lemur catta (Ring-tailed lemur), 1869 nucleotides long. RefSeq names its product zinc finger protein 394 (gene ZNF394). The transcript is spliced from 5 exons. Gene Ontology annotation, molecular function: DNA-binding transcription factor activity, RNA polymerase II-specific; RNA polymerase II cis-regulatory region sequence-specific DNA binding. The record is from RefSeq and is a predicted model, not a curated record. NCBI's taxonomy places the organism in Eukaryota, Metazoa, Chordata, Mammalia, Primates, Lemuridae. The coding region runs from base 1 to 1857 and encodes 618 amino acids. Gene Ontology annotation, biological process: regulation of transcription by RNA polymerase II.